Molecule: messenger RNA, 255 nt
Organism: Meloidogyne enterolobii
Lineage: Eukaryota; Metazoa; Nematoda; Chromadorea; Rhabditida; Meloidogynidae
Source: the annotation of a GenBank genome assembly
GAAAUGAAUUUAUCAUUUCGACUAAAAUCGGGUCUAUUCAUUUUAAUAAAUUAUAUAAUAUUGUCAACAUUAUUUUGUAAUGUAAAAACAACAUUAUUUUGUGAUGAAAACUUUCCUGGUGAUUUAAGACAAUUUUGUGAAAAAAUGGAAGCUGGAAAGAAUAAUACUCGAUGCCGCAAGGAUCAAGGGACCUACCUGACGAUAGAAAAGAAUUGCGAUGUGUAACGUUAAGCUGUUUUUGCCCUGCACUUAAUG